CAGGAGCGAGGACCAGCAGAGCUUAGAAAGACAACCCUCACAGUCUGUAUCCACUCCUGGCUUCACUGACUGCUGCCCCUGUAAUAAACCCCCCAGAAACUGAAUACCUCAAUAAAUAAAAAGGGAUCUCCGAAGAGGUGAGAUGAACCUUGAAGAGUAUUUUGCAAGAACUGGCUAUAAAGGCUCCACUGAAAAACAAGAUUUGGAAACCUUAACCGAUAUAUUCCAGCAUCACAUCCGUGCUGUUCCCUUCGAAAACCUCAGCAUCCACUGCGGGGAGAAAAUUACUUUGGAGUUGGAGCACGUUUACAACAAGAUUGUGAGGAGGAAGAGGGGUGGAUGGUGCAUGGAAAACAACCAGCUGCUGGGCUGGGUGCUGAAGGGCCUGGGCUAUGACACCAGCUUCCUGGGAGCCUAUGUGUUCAACCCCCAGCAGAACGCCUACGCCACCCUCAUGACCCACCUGGUGGUAAAGGUGGUCAUCAAUGGCAAAGCCUACAUCGUUGAUGGAGGCUUUGGGGUGUCCUACCAGAUGUGGCAGCCCAUGGAGCUCGUGUCAGGGAAAGACCAGCCCCAGGCUCCCGGCGUGUUCCGCUUCACGGAGAAAAACGGCGUCUGGUACCUGGAGAAAAUGAGACGGAAACAAUACAUCCCCAACCAGAGCUUCUCCAACUCUGACCUGCUGGAGAAGAAGGAGUGUCGCAAGGUUUAUAUGUUCAGCCUGGAGCCACGGACAGUGGAAGAUUUCCGUUUCCAGUGCACAUACCUCCAGACCUCUCCAGAUUCCCUCUUCACAAAGAAGUCCAUCUGUACCCUGCAGACCACCGAGGGAUUCCGGGCGCUGAUUGGGUGGACGCUCACUGAGACCACGUACAACUACAAGGAAAACAUGGAUCUGGUGGAAUUUGUAACUCUUGAAGAUGAAGAGGUGGAAAAAACCCUCAAAGAGAAAUUUAACGUCACCCUAGAGAGAAAACUUGUCCCUAUUAAUGUUAAAGGGUCUUACACAAUCUAGAUGGCCAGGAAAACCUACAGUAAUGCUAUGUGGGUACAGCAGCUUCCACUGUCUGUGCAGUCUCUACUGCAAGGUUAUGGGAUUCUUUUGCAGGUGACUGAAGGAUAUAUACAUUAGUAUGAGAUUAAUGUGAAUUUCACUUUGGGAAAAAUCAGGGAUUUAAGACUCUUGAGUCAGUUAGGUAAAAUUAUUUGCUGGGAGAUGACUGCCGUUCAAUUUUUGGCACAAAUGUAGGAUUUGAUUUGAAUCUGGUUAUAAGCUUGGGUAAGAAAUAUGUCUGGGGAAUUUUGGACUGCCUGUAGCACAUGAGUAUGGAUUAUUAAUUGUGAUAUGCUGCCAACACAUUUUCUAAGGUUAUUAUAGGGAGACAAGUAAUCUGUGAGCAUUUAGACAAGAAAGCACACAUUUAAAACUUCAUUUUUCACAAGAUCAAACCAUUCACAGCUCAUCUCAUCCCUCUACCUUUAAUAUGAGUAAAACAUUGUCAUCUUGGAAAAGAGCAUUAGGAGGCAUAAUUCUUUCACCAUCAUCCUUAGACAAACCAUAGUACAAAAUGAAAAUCGUCAUCAUGUGCAUCCCUCUGGCCAUUACUGCAGGAAACUGCCCCAAGUAAUUUUUGGUAUGUACUGUUCUUCUGGUGAUGAAAAUUCUAUAUAUUGCA
Molecule: messenger RNA, 1676 nt
Organism: Zonotrichia leucophrys gambelii
Lineage: Eukaryota; Metazoa; Chordata; Aves; Passeriformes; Passerellidae
Product: arylamine N-acetyltransferase, pineal gland isozyme NAT-10
Exons: 2
Coding region: 143-1015 (290 amino acids)
Molecular function (GO): arylamine N-acetyltransferase activity
Source: RefSeq, a predicted model, not a curated record